Molecule: messenger RNA, 1595 nt
Organism: Phyllostomus discolor (pale spear-nosed bat)
Lineage: Eukaryota; Metazoa; Chordata; Mammalia; Chiroptera; Phyllostomidae
Gene: TSSC4
Product: tumor suppressing subtransferable candidate 4
Exons: 3
Coding region: 490-1416 (308 amino acids)
Source: RefSeq, a predicted model, not a curated record
GGGGCGCUGGGGCCUCCGGAACGAAGCCCUGACCAUUGGCUCCUGCGCGUUCUGGGAGUCGCAGUCCCGUCUCCCCCACCCUCAGUCCCCCUUAGUCAAUUCCGGGCUUUUUUCGAGAAGCAGUGCCGCCAUUUCCGGGGAGGGGAAGUUGCGAAGAGGGCGCACGCGCAAGGGUAACACGUCCCGAUAGGCCUCGGAAGUCGCGGCCCGGCGCCUUGUGGGAGAUGUAGUUCUUCAGGCGCGGCAGCCGCGGCGCUCGGCCGAGGGCGGACUCGGUUUCCCAGAGGGCCGAGCGUGACGCAAGAUGGAGGCGGCCAGGCAGCAGUAAUCCGGCAGCUACAGUGAGCCGCUGAGCAGAGCCGUGCUGGGACCUCUGGGCCGAGGCCACCGGCCAACCUCUGCCACCCGCGCCCACGCUCUGCCCGCCUGCAGUCAGGCCUCGGCACUGGCGUCCGGCUCACAGGAAGGUGCGCUGCGGCCGGGGGACCCAUGGCCGAGGUGGGCGCAGGCGAGCCGGCCCCUGGCUUGGAGCUAGAGCAAGGGACGGAGCGGGACGCCCUGCCUUCCGACACCGUCUCCCUCAGCGACUCGGACUCCGACCUCAGCCUGCCCGGCGGUGCCGAGCUGGAGGCCCUGUCCCCCGGGAAGCCGCUGGAGGAGGCCCAGGGGGACUCGGACCCGGAGGAGGCCCCCUCGCCGCCGAGGGGCCCACCCGCAGCCACAGUGCAGCCCUUCCACCUGCGGGGCACAAGCAGCAGCUUCUCCCAGCGCAGCCACAGCAUCUUCGACCAGCUGGAGGGCGCGGCCGGGCGGGCCCCAGCCCCAGCGCUCCCCACGGGCGGCCACGGGGGCUUCAAGCGGCCCUUGGCGCCCUCGAGCCAGCCUCCAGCUAAGUGCCCGGGCAGAGCCGGGCAGACCCCGGUCCCGCCGAGGGUGCCCCCCGUCCCCGACUAUGUGGCCCACCCUGAGCGCUGGACCAAGUACAGCCUGGAGGACGUGGCCGAGGCCAGUGAGCAGAGCAACCGGGCCGCCGCCCUGGACUUCCUGGGCCCCCAGAGCCUGGACGCCCCCGGCGACUAUGCGCCCUCCUUCAACCAGGACCCCUCCAGCUGCGGGGAGGGGAGGGUCGUCUUCACCAAACCAGCCCGAGCCGCCGAGGCCAGACCUGAGAGGAAGCAGGGCCUGAGGAAGGCGGGGGAGCCAGGCGGGGGCGGGGGCUCUGUGCAGCUGGCCCACCUGGCCAGGCCCGGGAGCCCGGGGGCCGAGGAGUGCGGCGGCCCACACGGGGGCCUGCAGGUGGUGGGCCCGCCCAAGGAGGGCGCCCCCCACGGGGCAGCGGUGGCCUUCCAGGGCAGCAGGAAGCGGAGCAGAGACCACUUCCGGAACAAGAGCGGCAGCCCGGGGGCCGAGGCCUGAUCGGAGGGACUGCCCACCCCCUCGGGCGGGGGGGCUGGUGGGCUGCCUCGGGCGGCGCCCGUAGCCCUGGCUGGGCCGCAGGCUGUGGUCUUCAGAGCCGAGACCUUGCCAGGGGGACAGUGGUGGCCCUGGCCCACUGGACGCCCUUGGGGAACAGUAAAGGUUUUGGGCAUUCCUCA